Molecule: messenger RNA, 1061 nt
Organism: Strongylus vulgaris
Lineage: Eukaryota; Metazoa; Nematoda; Chromadorea; Rhabditida; Strongylidae
Source: the annotation of a GenBank genome assembly
AUGUACGGAGGUGCAUCCAUAGGAGACAAUAUCAAUGUCAAGCGUGACGCUGUAGGAGCUUUGAGUCACAUCUCAGAACAUCCUCAAGGAAGAAUGCAGAUUUUUCGCUCGGGAGGACUUGCUGAACUCAUUCGGAUGCUCUACUGUCCUGUGGAGACUGUGGUCCAAUAUGCAGUUACUACCCUUCGCAAUCUACUUAUGCAUGUGGAUACCGUCAAAGCGCAAGCUCGUGUUUUAGGAGCAAUUGAAGGCUUGGCGCCUCUCCUUCUCAGAACUAAUUGGAAAUUUUUAGCGCUGGUGGCGGACAGUCUUUACUUCCUUCUUCUUGAUGACCCACAAUCAAAAAUUGUCUUCUUGUCUUUGGGUGGGCCGCAGACACUCGUGCACAUACUUAAUAAUUAUACGCAGUACCCAAAACUAAUGUAUACUGUCAUUCGAUGCAUAAGAUCUUUGUCUGUUUGUCAACAGAACAAAGCAGCGCUCAUCUCUCUCGGCUGUUUACCCGCAUUGUAUAAAGAGUUGUGCGCUACGAACGACGAUCGCGUCUCAUUGGCAAUACUUGUUGCUAUGCGAAAUCUCUCAGAUGCGGCUACGAAUGAGGAUAAUCUGGCUCCCCUGGUCAUUCGUCUUUUGGAAAUCGUAAGAAUUGCAGACGCAGCUCAAACAUCAUGUGCUUGUGGUAUACUUAGCAAUCUCACGUGUAAUAAUAUACGGAACAAGCAGACUGUAAGUAAGUUAUGUUCUAAUCAUGGAGUGGAGUCACUUGUAGAGGCAAUAAAUCGUUUUCCUGAUGUUGAAGAAGCUACUGAACCAGCUCUUUGUGCUCUUCGCCAUUGCACAGCUAGACAUUCUUUUGCGGAACAGGUGAUUUUCGCUCAACAAGAUCUCCGGCUCUGUCGGAGUUUCCCAAUGCUACUGCAACUUUUGGCAACUCUUCGCGCCCCUGUGAUUAAGGCUGCUUUGGGAGUGAUUCGCAACUCUGCUCUUCUUCGAGCGAAUCUUGUCGAAUUAACGCAAGUAAUUUUUUUAAAGAAAUGUUUCACGUUUUUUCAUGUAUAAUA